Messenger RNA from Lactuca virosa, 1911 nucleotides. The record is from the annotation of a GenBank genome assembly. NCBI's taxonomy places the organism in Eukaryota, Viridiplantae, Streptophyta, Magnoliopsida, Asterales, Asteraceae.
AUGUCUCGUAACUCAGACAGUCCAGUUCAAACCCAAAUGGCAGUCGCUGUUUUCAACAGUCCCUUAGGGAGAGAAUACCAUGGAACCAGUAAAAUGGAAGGGAUGAAGCAUUUCACAGGAAGAAGACGAGUCUUUGUUCAAACUGAAUCCGGUUGUGUCUUAGGAAUGGAGCUAGAUCGAAGUGACAAUGCUCAUACAGUCAAACGAAGGUUACAAAUAGCUCUCAGUCUCCCAAUUGAAGAAAGCUCUCUAACUUUUGGUGACAUGGUUUUAAACAACGACCUCAGUGCCAUUCGUGACCAUUCUCCUCUUCUCUUAACAAGAAACAUCUUACACAGAAGCUCUUCAACUCCAUGUUUAUCCCCAACUGGUAGAGACAUCCGCCAAAAAGACCAAAGUGUCCCCGUUGAAAUCCUGGGGCAUUCUAGUAAUUUCAACCAAACAAAACCGCUCGUUGAUGAAGUUGUGAACGCGAUAAUCUCCGGGGUUGACCCGAUUCCGGUCAACGGUGGUCUUGGAGGUGCUUAUUAUUUCAAAAACUGUCAAGGUGAAAGUGUCGCUAUUGUAAAACCAACAGAUGAAGAGCCUUUUGCACCUAAUAAUCCAAAAGGGUUUAUUGGGAAAACCCUUGGUCAACCAGGGUUAAAACGGUCAGUUCGCGUUGGUGAAACUGGUUUCAGAGAAGUAGCAGCUUAUCUUCUUGAUUAUGAUCAUUUUGCUAAUGUCCCCCCUACAGCUUUAGUCAAAAUCACACAUUCAAUCUUCAAUGUCAAUGACAGUGUUUGCAACAACAACAACAAGAACAAGAACAAUAACAAUAACAAGAAGAAAACAGAAAGAAAGAAGAAGCUGUUUAGCAAGAUUGCUUCAUUUCAGCAAUUCAUCCAGCAUGAUUUUGAUGCAAGUGAUUAUGGAACUUCAAGCUUCCCUGUGUCAGCUGUUCAUAGAAUCGGGAUCUUAGAUAUUCGAAUCUUUAACACAGAUAGACAUGGUGGAAAUUUGUUAGUAAGAAAGAUGAAAAGUUCUGAAGUUGGAAGAUUUAGUGAAGUUGAAUUGAUACCUAUUGAUCAUGGUCUCUGUUUACCUGAAAAUCUAGAAGACCCGUAUUUUGAAUGGAUCCAUUGGCCACAAGCAUCGAUUCCAUUUUCAGAUGAUGAACUUGAAUACAUUGAAAAACUCGAUCCUUUUCAUGAUUCAGACAUGUUAAGAUCUGAACUUCCAAUGAUAAGAGAAGCUUGUUUAAGGGUUUUGAUUUUGUGUACAAUUUUUUUAAAAGAAGCAGCUGGAUUUGGUUUAUGUGUUGGUGAAAUUGGGGAGAUGAUGAGUCGGGAAUUUCGUAGGGGUGAAGAGGAACCGAGUGAACUCGAGGUUUUAUGUAUGGAUGCAAGAAGAUUAUUAGCUGAAAAAGAAAAUGAAAAUGAAAAUGAAAAUGAAAAUGAUAUCACCUUUGAUAAUCAUGAAAAUGAGAAUCAAUUUCAGUUUGAAAUUGAUUUUGAGGAUUCUGUUUCUUCCUUUGACUUUACACCUAAAAUGUCGGAGAAUUUCAUAAACAAUAAUCUUUCAUUCCAUUUGAGAAACCCGCUUUCGAAACUUGAAGAAGAUGAAAGUGAAGAAGAUGUUUCAAAGCUGUCAAUGUCUUUGAAGAACAGCUGUAGUUUUAGUGAUAAGCUGAAGAAGAAAACAGAGAAUAUGAGUUAUGUAGGAGUGAAUUCAUCAUCUGGACACAGGAGUGCCAAUGAGUUGAUGCCAGCUGGCGCUAGUUUUGUGAAGCUUUCAGACAUGAAUGAAGAAGAAUGGAGUUUGUUUCUUGAAAAGUUUCAGGAUUUGAUUUACACAGCUUUUGCAAAACGUAAGUCAAUUUCAAUAGGACAAAGGCAAAGGCAAAGGCUUGGGACUUCUUGCCAGUUUUGA